UCCAACCUAGGGCAUAUAAACAUAGGACAAACAGAUCCUUCAGCUAUAGCAAUUUUACCAUGUAGACAAACAAAAGCAUAUAUUUGGCCUGCCAUGAAAAUGACUACAAGAUUAUAUAAUUGCAGGACUUGAACCUAUAUAAACUCUGAUAUAUCCCAUUCUUUUUGCAUCAAACAAGAAGCUCUCCCCCCUACAAAAAAUCCUACUCAUUUAUUUUCUUCUCAGAAUCAAAACAUGGCUGUCACCACCUUCACUGAGGAACACACUUCCCCACUCCCCCCCAAAAGAAUAUUCAAGGCCUCCAUUGUUGAUUCUCAUAACUUGAUCCCUAAGUUGAUGCCACAAGCUAUUAGCAGUGUUGAAGUUCAAGGCGAUGGAGGUGCUGGAAGUAUCAAGACCAUCAAUUUUCCUGAAGGGGGCAAGUUUAAAUCCAUAAAGUAUCGUGUUGAUGAGCUUAACGAGGAGACAUACACGUAUAAAUACACAUUGGUUGGAGGUGAUGGAUUGGUAGACAACCUUGAGAAAAUAAGUUAUGAUGUGAAGUUUGAGGAGUCAGGUGAUGGUGGUUCCAUAUCUAAGGUGACUAGCACAUACUAUACUGUGGGAGAUUUCAAGCUCAAUGAAGAGGAGAUCAAGGCAGGAAAGGAGAAGGUCUCGGCUAUGUUCAAAGUUGUAGAAGCUUAUCUCCUUCAAAAUCCUGAAGCCUAUGCUUAAGAUUGGUGUGUUAUGGGAUGGUUUUUUCUCAAUGGAUUCUAAGUUUGUUCUUCAUGUUUGUGGCAGCAAUAAGUAAUUUCUGAUCUUCAAUAAUGUUGUUGGCAGUUUUUAUGGUUAAAGUACUGAUAA
Nicotiana attenuata is the source of this 843-nucleotide messenger RNA. Its product is annotated as major allergen Pru ar 1-like. The transcript has 2 exons. The record is from RefSeq and is a predicted model, not a curated record. Gene Ontology annotation, biological process: abscisic acid-activated signaling pathway; defense response. Gene Ontology annotation, cellular component: nucleus; cytoplasm. Lineage: Eukaryota; Viridiplantae; Streptophyta; Magnoliopsida; Solanales; Solanaceae. Gene Ontology annotation, molecular function: protein phosphatase inhibitor activity; signaling receptor activity; abscisic acid binding. The coding region runs from base 235 to 714 and encodes 159 amino acids.